Messenger RNA from Tuber melanosporum (Perigord truffle), 1650 nucleotides. RefSeq lists its product as uncharacterized. Gene Ontology annotation, biological process: transmembrane transport. The record is from RefSeq and is a predicted model, not a curated record. The coding region runs from base 67 to 1533 and encodes 488 amino acids. The transcript is spliced from 15 exons. NCBI's taxonomy places the organism in Eukaryota, Fungi, Ascomycota, Pezizomycetes, Pezizales, Tuberaceae. Gene Ontology annotation, cellular component: membrane. Gene Ontology annotation, molecular function: transmembrane transporter activity.
GGUGGGUUUGCGCCCCGAUCUUGAGUCCUGGACCUACAGAAACGGUACCGUGGACCACCGCACAACAUGGAGGACCAGAACGUAGUGAAGGAAACCCUCGACGAGAAGUACGAGAUAGCAUCUGAUGAGGGGUCGUGGUCGGCCGAGGAGGAGGCACAGGUGAGGAGGCAGCUGGAUUGGAGAUUGCUACCGCUGUUGGUAGUGCUGUAUCUGCUUUGCUUUCUCGAUCGGUGGGUUACGAGGAAUGCACGGAUUCAGGGGAUGCAAAAGGACCUAAAUCUUGUCGGGUUUAGGUUUAAUUGGGCGUUGACCGCGUUCUAUAUUCCCUUUCUUCUUAUUGAGAUUCCGAGCAACAUAUUACUCAAGAGGAUAGGUCCAAAGAUUUACAUCCCCGCAAUCAUAAUAGCCUUCGGCAUUGUGUCAAUGGGGACGGCAUUUGUGAGAAGUUUCCAGGAACUAUGCGUAGCUCGUGCAUUCCUGGGACUCGCAGAGGGGGGAACAAUGCCGGGAAUGGCAUUCUUUAUGAGCUGCUUCUAUAAGCGGGCCGAGCUACUCUUCCGGGUAGGGCUCCUUGCCUCGGCUGGUUCGCUCGCCGGAGCGUUCGGUGGAUUCCUGGCGACAGCUUUGACGCGAAUUCCUGAAUGGGGACCCAAAGGGUCCGAACUGCAUACGUGGAGAAAUAUCUUCUUCUUUGAAGGCAUUAUCACGAUCGCAAUCGGAGUCCUGGGAUACUUCCUCAUGCCCAAGACUCCCCAGAGCUGUACGUUUCUCAGCGAACGACAGCGGUGGAUCGCGGCGGAAAGGAUGAGAAUUGAACAUAGAGAACUCGCCAGUGAGAAAACUGAAUCAUGGCAUGUGAAGAGAGCAAUCUUCAAUAUCAACAAUAUCAUCUGUUGUAUGGGAUUUUUCUUCUGCAACAUUACGGUGCAGAGUUUCUCUCUAUUCCUUCCGACAAUCCUGAGUGCAUUGGGGUGGAGGGCAACAAAGGCUCAACUCCUCACUGUUCCCCCUUACGUCGUAGCAUGUUGCUUCUCACUCGCUAUAGCCCGUCUCUCGGACCUCCAUCGAAAACGCGGUCUCUAUGUUAUACUCUGUACAGCUCUGACGCUGACGGGAUACUCGAUUCUCGUAAGUGUGGAUGAGCCGAAUAUAAAGUACAUGGCAGUUUUUUUUGCCUCGAGUGGCGCAUUCCCGCUUGGUGUGACGUUCUUGAGUUGGGGAUUGAAUAAUGCAGCGGGACCCUCGGUUAGAGCUGUAACAGGAGGGUAUAUUGUGAGCAUUGGUACAUGCGGCGCAAUUGUCGCGACGUGGACAUAUGUCCCUUCCGACGCUCCACGAUAUAUUCGAGGGCAUUCAAUCAACCUUGGUGGUGAGGUUUGCGUGGCCCUGAUAGGUCUAUUAGGUAUCUUAUACGUUCGCCGAGAGAACGCUCUACGAGACAGAGGAGGACGAGAUAGCCGGUUGGUGGGGUUAACGGAGGAGCAAGCGCAGAAGCUGGGCUAUCGGCAUCCUGAAUUCCGAUAUAUCGAAUAACACCAUAGAAGUGUCGGUCCUGAUACUAGGUGGAGGGCAAUCGGGAGGAUUAGCUAUUAUAGGAUACCGGCAUAGGUCAACAGUGACUAGAAUUGCACUUUCUUUUUGUGAUGAUUA